This is a messenger RNA of Melampsora larici-populina 98AG31, 462 nucleotides long. RefSeq lists its product as uncharacterized. Bases 1 to 462 code for a protein of 153 amino acids. Lineage: Eukaryota; Fungi; Basidiomycota; Pucciniomycetes; Pucciniales; Melampsoraceae. The record is from RefSeq and is a predicted model, not a curated record. The transcript has 2 exons.
AUGGACGGCAUGAAUGAAGUCGCAGGUUACGGACCGGCAGCGCGUUCCUCAGCUGAGCUGUCCGAAGCCAGUCACUUUGCACGUUUCCCGGGCGAAUUGCCGUCGGACGUUGGUCCAUGUGACAAUAUCUGCAGGGAUUGCGAAGCUUUACAUUGGAGAGCGGAACGAACACAGAGAGAUAUGAAAGCGACUCACGCGACUUUCUCCAUGUGUUGUCAAAAAAAGGCCGUGGCCCUACUGAGCGAUGGCCUUGACAAUGAUCUCACCCCAUCGUUCCUGAGGAAGCUGUUGACUGGCAGGGAUCAAAGUAAGUGGACAACUAUCAGUCCUUGGCAACGGGGGCAGUUGGACUUACCGCAUAUAUGGACAAUUGGUUCAUCGGAUUGGCUCUCUGCUACCUCUCAAUGGGGUAAGGAAGAAAUCUGGCCAAAUCUUCAUCAACGGCGACCAAUCGGAUCAUGA